Messenger RNA from Phragmites australis (common reed), 1626 nucleotides. RefSeq names its product short-chain dehydrogenase TIC 32 B, chloroplastic-like. The transcript has 9 exons. Lineage: Eukaryota; Viridiplantae; Streptophyta; Magnoliopsida; Poales; Poaceae. The coding region runs from base 443 to 1405 and encodes 320 amino acids. The record is from RefSeq and is a predicted model, not a curated record.
CUCUCUCUGUCUGAACGUUUGUUUUCUUUUCUGAAAUAGAAUAACUUUUUAUUCUCUCUCUAGAGAACUCUGUCUCUUGGCGUCCAAGAAUUCCCCAGGUAGGCAAGCGUGCGUACUUAGUAGUAUCAGAUCAUUUCACGCACCAAUACGAUCCGACUCCAAUUCCUUUCCGCCGGCCUCCUCUCCUCUCCUCUCUCCCUUUCCUCACUACCGUUGGCGUUGGCGUUGGCGUUGGCGUUGGCGUUGCGUUCCUACUCCCAACCAAACUGCUAUCCGCGCCCCAACCAUAAAUAACCUCACCCCUCCCUCUCCAUCCUCCCCCCAUGCACGCCUGCUUCCUCCCUCCGCUCCACUCCCCGGCGCAAUAAACAAUCCGGCGGCGCGUCGAGUUUGGUUCAGUUCAGUCCGGUUCAGUUCUUGUUGGCGUUGAGGGGUCGAGUCGAUGGGUAUCUUGUCGCUCAUCACCGGCAAGGCGGGCGCCAGCGGGUUCGGGUCGGCGUCCACGGCGGAGCAAGUCACCGCCGGCGUCGACGCCAGCCGCCUCACCGUCGUUAUCACAGGAGGAGCUAGUGGCAUUGGUCUGGAGACCUCAAGAGUCUUCGCCCUGAGAGGAGCCCAUGUCAUAAUUGCCGCGAGAAACACAGAGGCUGCAUCAGAAGCAAGGAAGACUAUCAUGGAGACAAACCCAAUAGCACAUAUUGAUGUUCUGAAGCUUGACCUGAGCUCCCUCAAGUCUGUCAGGGCUUUUGCGGACCAGUUCAACUCGAUGAAUCUUCCUCUGAACAUCUUGAUAAACAAUGCAGGUGUGAUGUUUUGCCCUUUUCAACUAUCUGAAGAUGGGGUUGAGAUGCAAUUUGCCACCAAUCAUCUCGGACACUUUCUGCUUACCAAUCUCCUCCUCGAUAAUAUGAAAGCCACUGCUAAGUCUACGGGUAUUGAGGGUCGCAUUGUGAACUUGUCAUCAGUUGCCCACCUCCAUACAUAUCCAAAUGGAAUUCAGUUUGAUAAACUCAACGAUGAGAAAAUAUACCACGAUAAAAUGGCUUAUGGACAAUCUAAGCUGGCAAACUUACUGCAUGCAAAGGAGCUCUCUAGACGGCUUAAGGAAGAAGGAGCAAACAUCACAGUUAAUUGUGUUCAUCCUGGAUUGAUCAUGACCAAUUUGAUGAGGCACUCCUUUGUUCUCAUGAAGGUACUUCAAGUUGCCACUUACAUACUGUGGAAGAAUGUACCCCAGGGAGCAGCAACUACUUGUUAUGUAGGACUCCACCCACAACUCAGGGGUGUGACAGGAAAGUACUUUGCUGACUGCAACUUGGAGAAGACGAGCAAACCAGCGAAAAGCGAGGAGUUGGCAAAGCAACUCUGGGACUUCAGCGAAGAGCUCAUCAAGUCUGCAGAAUGAGUGCCCAAAAAGCUGGAUCAGAGAAGUGUUCUGAUACUGCUGAGCAUGUGUUGCAAGUGAUGACUGGUUAAUAUGUAGCAGUGGUCAUAGGAACUGCCUAAUGGUGGACCUCAUACUGUUCACAAAUAAAUCUCCAUGCUUCCCUAGAUCCUGGCAAAGAUCAACCUGUACUCUUGUUAAUAUCUGUCCAAUAUAUGUGCAGUUCAGGUUCUGGAUUGAAA